Microplitis mediator is the source of this 3213-nucleotide messenger RNA. RefSeq names its product carboxypeptidase N subunit 2-like. The record is from RefSeq and is a predicted model, not a curated record. Gene Ontology annotation, molecular function: protein binding. The transcript is spliced from 2 exons. Lineage: Eukaryota; Metazoa; Arthropoda; Insecta; Hymenoptera; Braconidae. Bases 453 to 2381 code for a protein of 642 amino acids.
GUAUUCCAGCAGUCUUUACUUGACAGGUCGAGGUAUAGGGUUCGUGUACAUGCUUAAAGAAUUGCAAGUUUUUGAUUUUUAGGGAGUUUACGGUUCUAAUAAAAGAUCAAUGUGGUAAAAGAUGUAAAACUGAUCUAAUGGAGUUGUUUUAUGGAGGUAUUCAGAUGAUACGUAUCCGCUUGGCCUUGUCAUUUAACAAACUUGGAGCGGAAAUUUUAGAUGUUUACUCGAAUUUUAUUCAAGUUCAACAUUAGUCAAUGAAUAUUUCGGGACUAAUUGUGAAUCGUAACAGACAGUCUGAAUUAGUUGUUUAAAUUUUGAGUGCAUAAGGGUGGUCACGUGAAAAGAAAGAGUAAAUAUAGGCGAUAUUAAGGGAUAUUUUACGCAGAAUUUCAAAGGCAGGAAUGUCUCGGAAAUUGAAGGAACGAAAACCCCAAAGGUGACCGUAUGAGAUGGCGGCUUGCUCAAAUCCAUUUCCGGCGUUGCCGAUAGCAUUAAUAAUAACUUCCAUUUCAAUAACAACCAUUAAAACAAGCAGUGAUCUAUGUCCCGUGAUCUGUAAAUGUGAAGAUGAAUUCCUACGUGCAUCAUGUGUUUAUGCAAGUUUAGAAGUUGUACCAAUUCAGUUGAAUCCAGAAAUUCAUCAUUUGGAUCUAUCCACUAAUCGAAUUGCAACUCUCAACUUGGGAUUUGGUUUUUAUGACAAUCUGGAAAGUCUAGAUCUGUCUUACAAUACUUUACAUACUUUGGGAUCGAAUAACUUUUUACUGCAAACACACUUGGUGAUGUUAAAUAUCAGCAACAAUAAUAUAAGGACUGUUGGCAGAAAUUCUCUAAAAGGGCUAGAUUCAUUAAAAAUUCUCGAUCUCAAUAAUAAUAAUAUCUCAGAAAUGGAUUCUGCGGCAUUCCGUCACACGAGUGAAUUAGAAGAUCUAAAUCUUAACGGUAAUUCACUGACGAGUUUGCCUAAUGAUCUCUUCAGAAAUUUACACAGAAUACGUAUUCUCAAAUUGAGUCAAAACUCACUUCUUGAAGUGCCGAAAUCUAAUCUUCAUCUAGUACCGAGCCUGGAGGAUUUAGAACUAUCAGAGAAUUUGAUUCAAGAAAUUUCACAUGAUUCUUUGCCAACACUACGUUCACUCGUUUCACUUAACUUAGCCAAUAAUGUAAUACGAACUAUUAAGAACGAAGCAUUUCAACGUUUACCAGCACUUCUAUAUCUCAAUUUACAAGGAAAUAAUCUUACUUAUGUACCAACACCCGCUCUAUCACAUUUAAGUGUCUUGUCAUAUUUGAUUCUAUCACGUAAUCCACUUGAACAGUUAGACAACUUAGCAUUCCGCAAUCUAUUCGAAUUAAAAACCAUAGACUUACGGGAAUGUACAAUUGCGCAUGUUAAAUCCCGUGCAUUUGAUGACAAUGUCAAUCUUGAGAAAAUUUUUCUUGAUAGAAAUCAUGAUCUCCAACGUCUGCCACCUCGAAUUUUACAUUCAGCAAGAUAUUUAACAACUGUCUCACUACGUCAUUGCAAUCUUUCUAACCUUGAACCAACACACUUUCCAGUUCAUGGUUUAAAUCUUCUACAAAUAGGUGGCAAUCCGUUGAUCUGCAAUUGUUCACUACAUUGGCUCUGGAAUGUCAUGCAUGAUAUAGAGGAGCGUAAUGCAUCAACACUGAUCAUAGAUCGCGGUGAAAUAAUUUGUGCGGACGAGGAAUUCAAUGGUAAAUUGUUGAUGACUUUAUCGGAAAGUUCGUUGCAUUGUCGAUUAAGUCCAUUAUAUUUAUCAUUGUCUGUCACAGGAUGUUUAAUAGUUACUGCAAUUAUUAUUAUAGUUAUUGGCUAUAUAACACGUGUCAAACGCCGUAAAAGACUAUUUGAUAGCCCAAGUCGUCCGGAGAUAUUGGUUUACGUUGAACCAACUGAAGAUGUGACUAAAUGUAUUCCCAUGUAUCCAUCACUGCAGAUUGAUCAGAAUUGUGUGCCGAUUUUAUCAAGUGAUAGUCUUCAUACUCUCAAUGGAAAUCAAAAGAGAUAUAAUAACACGUCCCAUAAUGCUCUACAUUAUGAUGAGCGUAUGGAUCAUAAUAUCACUAAUUUUACAGUUGAUGAUUUUUCUAAUAGAUCAAUGAACAAUUCAUGUUUGUAUGGAAAAUGUAAUAAAGAAAAUAUUUAUGGAGCGACUGACGUUACCAAUCUACAAAAUGAGCCCGACGUAUAUAAUAAUAGUGUUUACCGAAUGGAAAAUUCAAACAAUAAAAUUUCUAAAGCCAGGUGUGCUAAAGAUAGUAAUAUAAGUGAUUAUGAUUGCGUUAAUGAUUGUGAAUUUUAUCCACCAUCUAUGGCGAGAUCAGCUAAAAAACCUCAUGUUGUAUUUGUCUAAGUAUAUAAUAUAAUAAAAAAAAAGUUCAAGUAUUUGGAUCUGAUCAGAACUGAACCUCAAAUAAGGUUGUAUAAUUAGAUCAGACCGAAUAAAAAUUCAAUUAAGAUAGGACGAAAGUACAUUUAAUCAGGUUUAUUUAUAUUUAACUGAGUGAAAAAAAGUUUAUAUAAUCACAUACAAUUGCAUAUAGUUAUUUAGAAUUUUAUACAAUUAUAAUAUCGUUUUCAAUACAAAACUGAUUAACUCCAUUUUUGUAAAUUAUACAGGAGAACUAAAUAUCGGUUAAAGAAAGUCAUUUUUCCAACUAAAAAAAAAAUUUUUUAUCUCAAAUUUGUAAAGUAUCGGUUCUCUUUUACAUUGAUUGUUAGAGUUAGGUAGUUUCCGUGUCACAACUAUGAUGAUUCAAAAUUAAAAAAAAAUAAAUGUAAACCAAGCAAUAACAACGUGUAUUACGUCGAUUGCUAACAGGAAAUGCAAACGAGUGUUUUUUUUUUAAAUGGAGAGUUAGGCUGUUUCUUACAGAAAACGACGAUGUACGAUAAGGUGCGUCAUUCCAGAGCAACAUUUUUUUUUUUACGUACUUGUUGAAAAAAUCAUAGUUGAUUACAAAAAAAAAAAGUUUCCCGCAAAAAAGAAAAUUCCGAGCUCAUCGGAAAAUUCGAUUUGUCAUAUAAAUAAAACCGAGAAAUUUUUUUUUCCUCUAUAAUAUAAUUAUUCGAUACCUCAAAAAUGUUUAAGAGAAAGAUAGCUUAUACAAGCUUAUAAUGCAACUGUCUUUUCAAAAAAGUCUAUUGCAUUGGCUCUGUACUGACAGUAGCUCAAGAGUUUUAAA